Molecule: messenger RNA, 4239 nt
Organism: Oncorhynchus keta (chum salmon)
Lineage: Eukaryota; Metazoa; Chordata; Actinopteri; Salmoniformes; Salmonidae
Product: tyrosine-protein phosphatase non-receptor type 1-like
Exons: 7
Coding region: 83-1057 (324 amino acids)
Biological process (GO): protein dephosphorylation
Molecular function (GO): protein tyrosine phosphatase activity
Source: RefSeq, a predicted model, not a curated record
CAGGAAAUACGAAACCGAGCCAGCGACUGUUCAUAUAAGGUGGCAGCACUUCCAGAGAAUCACAAUCGAAACCGAUAUAGAGAUGUCAGCCCCUGGCCCCUUGAAGAACACCUGCGGUCACUUCUGGUUGAUGGUCUGGGAGCAGAACUCCAAAGCUGUUAUAAUGCUGAACAGAAUCCUAGAGAAGGGGUCUGAGAAGUGUGCUCAGUACUGGCCUACAGCUGAGGAACAGCAGCUAUCUUACACUGACACAGGGUUUGUCGUGACGCUAGUGAAGGAAGAGGACAAGUCCAACUACAUUAUACGAGUGUUGGAGCUGAGGAACACAGAGACAGGAGGAACCACAGAGAUAUACCACUUUCACUACACCACCUGGCCUGACUUUGGCGUCCCAGAAUCCCCAGCCUCUUUCCUCAACUUCCUGGUCAAGGUGCGGGAGUCUGGCUCAUUGGGGCCGGAGCACGGGCCCUCCGUGGUCCACUGCAGCGCUGGGAUUGGACGCUCGGGGACCUUCUCGUUGGUCGACACGUGUCUCAUCCUGAUGGACAAGAGGAAGGACUCGUCGUCAGUGGACAUUCUGAGAGUUCUGCUGGACAUGAGGGAGUACCGGAUGGGUCUGAUCCAGACUCCUGACCAGCUACGUUUCUCCUACAGGGCUGUCCUGGAGGGAGCCAAGAGCAUCAUGGGAGACUGCUCUGCACAGAGCCAGAAGAGAGAGCUGUCCAGAGAGGACAGAGCGACAGUAUGUGAUUCACCGCCUGCCCCUCCUCCCAGGUGGCUCUCUGACACCCCCGCCCCUCCUCUACCCCCACCACGACCUUUAGACACCCCCACCCCACCACAGCCUUUAGACACCCCCGCCUCCCCUCUACCCCCACCACAACCUUUAGACACCCCCACCCCACCACAGCCUUUAGACACCCCCCCAUCCCCUCUACCCCCACCACAGCCUUUAGACGCCCCCAUCCCCACUACCCCCACCACGACCUUUAGACACCCCCACCCCACCACAGCCUUUAGACGCCCCCAUCCCCUCUACCCCCACCACAGCCUUUAGACACCCCCGCCCCCCCUCUACCCCCACCACAGCCUUUAGACGCCCCCCCGUCCCCUCUACCCCCACCACGGCCUUUAGACGCCCCCCCGUCCCCCAGUCGGCCCUCAGAAAAGCCCAACGGCCAGCCACUACCCAGUGUGGAGCCUGAGCCUGUGGCGUUGUCCAGAGAGGACCGGACAUCAGGAGACGGGACAGAUCCAGACAGCUCAGAGAAGGACCUGGCGGAGGUGCCAAGUCUGAGGAAGAGACACAGGGAGGAGCGUAUCGCCUGCACGGCCCAGAAGCUUCACCUGAUGAAACAGAGACUGACGAACACAGAGAGGCAGAGAGAACGCUGGCUGUACUGGAGGCCUGUCCUGCUCAACAUGGGGGCUGGAGCUGCCGUGGCCCUGGGGCUAGUGGUGGUUUGGCUCUUCUCCCAGUGAUUUCCCUCCCUCUGUCAGAGCUGCCGUGGCCCUGGGGCUAGUGGUGGUUUGGCUCUUCUCCCAGUGAUUUCCCUCCCUCUGUCAGAGCUGCCGUGGCCCUGGGGCCAGUGGUGGUUUGGCUCUUCUCCCAGUGAUACCCCCUCCCUCUCUGUCUUUUUUUGCACCAGUACCUGGGACACGGUGCCCUCUCUCUCUCUCUCUCUGUAAGAUACAUUCUCAUGGUCUGUUUGUGUAUUUAUUUCUACAGGUCAAAACCAAGAUUGGGGUCAAUUCCAUUUUUGAUUCCUGUCAAUUCAGGAAGCACACUGAAAUUCCACAUUUCAAUUCUCUUCAAGCUUUUAAAAAAAAAAAAUGAUUUAACAUUUUGAAUGUAGUUUUACUUUCUGAAUUGACAUGGUGUUGAACUCAACCCUGGUGGAAAGGUCAGAGAUCAAACCGUCCCAGUGUAUAUUCUGGUUCCUGUUUAAAGUUCUUGGUGGUAACAUCUUGUCUCAGGCUGUUGGUGCUCCAGUUGGCAGCACCUGAUGAAUGUACUGUCUGAACCCCCCCCUCCUAUGCAGCAGCAACAGACAUCAUGUGCAAAAGGCUCAGUACGAAACAACAAACAUCUUGACCUUUUUUUUACUUUUUCUUCCGUUCAUUCUUUUUAUUUCAUUUUAAAAGGUCAGAUUGUUUCAUUGAUAUGGUUGAUGUACGUAUUUGACAGGAAGCACUUCAAAGGCUGGGUGUCACCUCUUUUUGGGGGGGAUCCUCUCAUAGAGCACACAGUGCAACAGGAACAUAGAGGUCAGAGGUCAACAGUAGAACUGUUCUCUAACCAAAACAACAUACUUUGUUCUUCAUAAUGCUGAUGGUGCUUUGACAUGUGUUCCUGACCAGACACGGUUCUUGUGUCAGCAGGGCCCGGACCGGGCAGGUUCCCCCUGGUCCGUUAGUCUGGUCUCUACCUACCAACCCACGUUGUUGUGUACUGGGUCCAUACAGCAGGUUCCCCCUGUUAGUCUGGUCUCUACCUACCAACCCACGUUGUUGUGUACUGGGUCCAUACAGCGGGUUCCCCCUGGUCCGUUAGUCUGGUCUCUACCUACCAACCCACGUUGUUGUGUACCGGGUCCAUACAGCAGGUUCCCCCUGGUCCGUUAGUCUGGUCUCUACCUACCAACCCACGUUGUUGUGUACCGGGUCCAUACAGCAGGUUCCCCCUGGUCCGUUAGUCUGGUCUCUACCUACCAACCCACGUUGUUGUGUACCGGGUCCAUACAGCAGGUUCCCCCUGUUAGUCUGGUCUCUACCUACCAACCCACGUUGUUGUGUACUGGGUCCAUACAGCAGGUUCCCCCUGUUAGUCUGGUCUCUACCUACCAACCCACGUUGUUGUGUACUGGGUCCAUACAGCAGGUUCCCCCUGUUAGUCUGGUCUCUACCUACCAACCCACGUUGUUGUGUACCAGGUCCAUACAGCAGGUUCCCCCUGUUAGUCUGGUCUCUACCUACCAACCCGCUGGGUUACGUUCUACUGGCAGCUGAUCCAGGAUGUCUCUCCUGGUGGACUUCUCAGCUAGCUGUGCAAAGUCUGCUUAUGAGGUUUAUUUUAUUUAGUUGUAGUAUUAUUCAUCUGAUGCUGGCUGACUGACUGGAUGGCUGACUGACUGGAUGGCUGACUGGCUGGCUGACUGGCUGGCUGGAUGGCUGACUGGCUGGAUGGCUGACUGACUGGCUGGCUGACUGACUGGAUGGCUGACUGGCUGGCUGGCUGACUGGAUGGCUGACUGGCUGGAUGGCUGACUGACUGGCUGGCUGACUGACUGGCUGACUGGCUGGAUGACUGGCUGGAUGGCUGACUGACUGGCUGGCUGACUGGCUGAUUGACUGACUGGCUGGCUGACUGACUGGCUGGAUGACUGACUGACUGACUGGCUGGCUGACUGGCUGGCUGGAUGGCUGACUGACUGGCUGGAUGGCUGACUGACUGACUGGCUGAUUGACUGACUGACUGGCUGACUGACUGGCUGACUGACUGGCUGAUUGACUGACUGGCUGGAUGACUGGCUGGAUGGCUGGCUGACUGGCUGGAUGACUGGCUGGAUGACUGGCUGGGUGACUGGCUGGCUGACUGGCUGGAUGACUGACUGGCUGGAUGACUGGCUGGCUGACUGGCUGGAUGACUGACUGACUGGCUGGCUGGAUGACUGGCUGGCUGACUGGCUGGAUGGAUGACUGGCUGGAUGACUGGCUGGAUGACUGGCUGGCUGACUGGCUGACUGGAUGGCUGACUGGCUGGAUGACUGGCUGGCUGACUGGCUGGAUGGCUGACUAGAUGGCUGAUGCCCAGCAGACAGUAAGGAGAAGUGAUGUAUGACAGUAGCCUUGGUCUCUGUGUUGCAGCAUGGACAGAGAAACUUGUGUGUGUGUGUGUGUGUGUGUGUGUGUGUGUGUGUGUGUGUGUGUGUGUGUGUGUGUGUGUGUGUGUGUGUGUGUGUGUGUGUGUGUGUGUGUGUGUGUGUGUGUGUGUGUGUGUGUGUGUGUGUGAAAGCAAGGUGUCAAUAUGAUGUGGUUGUAUAUUUUACUCUGUUGCUUUUAAAACCCCCAAAAUACUUGAAUGUGCCUUUACGGUAGUCCCAGGGUUACCAUAGUAACGUGGUAGGGAACGGAGCCCUGUUUGCUAUUAGGACAGUGUGACAGAGUUGACUUCAUAUACCCUGAAUGGUCAUUGUCCUGUAUACUGUCGAUCAAAAAUAAACCGUGUGGCUAAACUCA